Molecule: messenger RNA, 429 nt
Organism: Lycium ferocissimum
Lineage: Eukaryota; Viridiplantae; Streptophyta; Magnoliopsida; Solanales; Solanaceae
Exons: 2
Coding region: 1-429 (142 amino acids)
Source: RefSeq, a predicted model, not a curated record
AUGAGGUCUAAGAAUGGGAUACUUCUCAAUCAAAUGAAGUACACACUUGAGCUGAUCUCAGAUGUUGGUCUUAGUGGUGCUAAAUCUGCUAGCACACCACUAGAAGAAAAUGUCAAACUCACUUUCCUGGAUUAUGAUGCAACUGUUGCUAAGGAUAGUGACAAUAAAACUGACAAGACAAAUGAUCCAGUACUAGAAGAUAUUGAAUGCUAUCAAAAACUAGUAGCUCUAAGAGUUGUGAGAUAUGCAAAAAGAGCACCGGGAUUAGGAAUACUAUUGAAAAGAAAUCCAAUCAAAGACCUGACAGUCUUUUGUGAUUCAGAUUGGGCCUCUUGUCCGAAUACAAGAAGAUCAGUGACUAGUUUUGUGAUACAGCUUGGAGGGUCUUUGAUUUCAUGGAAAUCUAAGAAGCAACAUACAGUGAGUUGA